Messenger RNA from Fusarium subglutinans, 1098 nucleotides. Its product is annotated as zinc cluster transcription factor. The transcript is spliced from 3 exons. Lineage: Eukaryota; Fungi; Ascomycota; Sordariomycetes; Hypocreales; Nectriaceae. Bases 1 to 1098 code for a protein of 365 amino acids. The record is from RefSeq and is a predicted model, not a curated record.
AUGGGAUCAGGUAGCUUACCAUCACCUCCCGCCGAGGAUCAUAAGUCGACCCUCUCUCGAAAGAGCACAUCGUCAAGUUCCAAGUCUGUCAAGCCUGUGCACCGCACUUCCAAGCGAGCCAGCUCCAGUGCUGCCACAAUUCACCACCACGACCAUGUCACACAUACAACUGGUAUGGACGGCCGACAUAAGCGUGUGUGGAAGGCUUGUGAAAGAUGCCGAAUGAAGAAGACCAAGGCACGUUUCCAGUACUACCUCUCUUUAACCCCACCUCUCACUAACACGAACUCAAUCUGCACAGCUGGUGUGCGUAAGAAGAUGGAAUACAAGCAAUUGCCUAGAGGUUACGCCGAGGUUCUCGAGAACACACAAUUCGCCCUCAUUGCUACAGUCCACAAGCUCUACUCAAUGGUUCGAAACAACCAGUCUUGGGAUUUGGGAGAGCCCGAACUCAACGACCGCGGCCAGCCCGUGAUCCACAACAUCGCCCAGAAGCUCGGCUGCAUCCGCCCCAACAGCGAUAUCGACCUCCCUGUUCACUCAGUGUUCCCUGAAGACGAAGCUGGCAUGGCUGAGCUGGCUCGGCAGCUCGAGGAUCAACAGAAGGAGCACGAGCCUGCAAAGGAAACCAUCAAGGACACUGAUUCAUCCGUGUGCAACCGAACCGAGCGAGCGUCAUCAUCAGAGCUCGAUCACUCCGACUUUGAGCACGACUAUCGAAGGGCCGCCUUUGGUAACACCAAUGCCAUGACCCUCUCACCGCAGAGCUUCACAGGCAGCGCCGACUUCGAUUUUGCCCCUCCACCGCCCGAGAUAGAUGCUUCUAGCCUGUUCCCCUCGCAAUCGCCCGCCAUGAGCAACUUUCCCGCCUGGACAAUGACCAAGCCCCAGCCUAGCGACCUCACCAUGCAAUUUCUACAACAGCAGCAACAGAAUGGCAUGAUGGCAAAUAUGGACUUGUUGAAUCAGGGCCUCGUCGAAUCAGAAUUUGGAACAAUCAAGCCUCACGUUCUGUCAUGUCCCAACCCUGAAGUUAUGCUGGGCAUGGGCGAUCCCAUGAUAUAUUCUGGCUACGACGGUGAACCGAUGAGACUAUAA